GCGCUUAGGGAUUGGAGGAGUCUUCGUUCAUUCAAUUUCUUUGAAAAGCUGGAUUAUUUGGAGAGCUAGAGUGGUAAAGACGCGAUUGACAGCGUGUGAAUAUUGUGUUUGUGCCGAAGAACUGACGUAAGCGGAGCCAUGUUCAGCAGAUUCACGGCUUUGGUGGCUGAAGUUGUCGGGUUUGGACCUCAGCAGAUAAGGCCGGAGGAUUUCACAACUCACUGGCGAGCCAUCACUGACUCUAUAGCCACUUCUGUAGUGCUCAAUGCUCGUACCGAAAUUGCAACAGAUGCAGGUGGGAGUGUGUCGGAGACGGACAUCCCCCACCACCUGGGAGCCAUGGCAGAGCUGCUGUGUGAAGAGGACUCUCAGAAAGACUCGCGUGACCACGGCACAAUGGGGCUUUGCCUGGAGUUCAUGCUCAGACACAGAAUACUGGACACUCUCUACAUACCAUGCAAGAAUGACAAGCUGAUCCAGCUGUGUGUCUCCACCCCCAGAGCCCUCUUGGCCCUCAUGGAGAUCCAGUUCCUCCGCACAAUCUUUCUCAAGUCCACGACGACACCCGCCUUGCCGAUUUCCUCCUCGUCGACCUCCCCGUCAAGAGUCCCCUCUCUCCCCUCCCUCUCCUCUGUUUCGUCGUCUCCCCAAACAAUGCUCCCAAUCUUCCAUCCACCAGUUCUCCUCCGGUCCCCACAAAGACAGUGUUCUAGUGGCGGAGGCUCUGCACGUCUGGUGAACCACAAGACAGCAUGGUGGCAAUGUGUGUCAAGCUACUCUGCAUUGAUAAACUCUCUCUUAGAGUGCCCCCUCGCCCCCGUCUUCCUGCGUGAAUUGGUGUUCGAUGGAUCUCCCGCCACUACCAGCAUGACAAACUGGAGACACCACCUCUCCUCCUCGGUCAUCACAAACCUCCCCAACAAUCCCAACUCCCCACACUCCCGACUCUCCCAAGGCUCCCAAACUCCCCGUCUCCCACACUCCCACGCAUUCGCAGCCACCACACCCACUGCCCCAGACAGCACCACAACUGGCAGCAGCCUGGCACGGCAGAGAAACAACUGGAGCACUGGAUCAAUAGCUACUAUCCCUGGUACCUGCGGAUCUCCUGUCUGCAGAGGUGGUGACAGAGAAACUGUUGUUGAGGACUAUCUAAUUGAAGCCCACAAACAGAUAUUGGCUCAGUCCUGGGACCAGGACGGAGGAGGAGGAGGAGAUGACAGGUAUUGGAGGGGUGUGGUCUUCACCCGAGGCAGUAACAUCACAGGAUGUGCCAGAGAGUCCCUUCCCCCACCACCACACACCAUCGCGGACCGUGAGACGGAGAGCUGGGGGAGAACGGGGAGAGGAGAGGGACCACUCGUACCUGCUCUGCUCUCCAAACUGGAGAGACUCUUAGACCAGUCGUACGAGGUGAACUUGAUGCUGACGUCCGUUCUCUCUCAACUUGCGGCUUUCUCUCAUCCUCGUAUUGAUCGUCUCUUCUUCCCCGACAGCUCCCCCCACAACUCUGUCUUCUCUGUACUGAAGAAGGUGAACAGUGAGCUGGUGGUCCACGCGGAGCGCUCUCCUGGCUUCCAGUUCAACCUCAGAGAAGUCAGGAAGAGAAUGGUCGGCCAGGAGACUUCCGACCUCCUCAGGUCCUAUGCCCAUAAUGAUCUACUGGAAGGUGCUGUUGUAUUGGAGGAGUUUGUAAGAUAUUACAAGAUCAAACAGCUGCACCGGCCCGUUGCUAUGGCGUGUUAAUCCCCUGAUCAUACAUAAUAUGCACUACACGACAUGUAGUAUAAUAUACGUAGAAUGGACUAAAGUGCCUUUCCUCUAAGAAUGUCUGAUUUACCCAUGCAACUGUCUGAAGUAAACUGUUGUGUAAUGCACC
This is a messenger RNA of Geodia barretti, 1879 nucleotides long. Lineage: Eukaryota; Metazoa; Porifera; Demospongiae; Tetractinellida; Geodiidae. The record is from the annotation of a GenBank genome assembly.